UUCUACUGCAAUUUUGACCGCAACCAGUGUGAAUUUGUUCAGCGACGAGAUGACAAGUUUGACUGGGUCAGAAUAAGAGGCAUGACACCGUCAGGCGGAACAGGACCUGAAUCUGAUGUUAGCGGAAGAGGUAAAUUUAGUAAAGACGAUAUAAUGCAAGGGAAAUAAUCGCAUGCCCAUGGAGGAUAAGCUUGAAAUAAUGCUGCUACCUCGUUCGGAAGGAAGAUAGCAAGGCAAAGUGGUCGUUAUUUUACCUACUUUCACUUAUGUUUUAAUAAAACAAAGGUUAUCUUAAUUCAUAACUUACUUUUUUCUAGGUUAUUACAUGUACGUAGAGGCAUCCCGACGAAGGAAAGGUGACAACGCUAAGCUAGAACUGAGAUCUGGUUUACCUACUGGCAAAACAUGUCUGUCAUUCUUCUACAACAUGCAUGGAGGACACAACUAUGUGGGUACACUUCGUGUUCUCAUAAAUGGAGAAACUGUUUUCCAGAAAAGCGGAAAUCAGGGAAACACAUGGCACAAAGCUGAACUUACUUAUCGCGAGGGCAUAUCGUCGGUAAGAGUACAAAAGGAAGCUAAAGCGUAUGUGUAUGUUGCAUGAGCAGUGGCUCACGACAUUUGAACAUCAGCUCUGGUGUGGCAAAAAACCACACUUCGUCUUGAUCAAUAAAACAUGCAGGAAAAAACAAUAAUUUGACCAAUAUCAAACCAAAUGACCGAACAAGCUUGAUCAAUGACACAAAUAUACAUGAAACGUCUGUCUUCUUCAGAGCUAGUAAUACGAGGAACGGGUCGGACAACUUACUUUUGAGAAUGUAAAAUAAUAAUUUAAAAGUUAUAACUUCAAAAUUUCAAAAUGACACAAUGAAGUGACCGAGGGAUGGCGUUUCCCAAGGGUUAUAAACAGCCUUUUUAAUCAUACGUUUGGAAGAUGGUGCUAGAAUAAUGGCGUAUUUCAAAAGACUCACUUGAGUAAAAGUAGCGACAUCGCAGAGUUAAGCUAAGUAUUUGAAAUGUGCCAAGUGUUAACCUUAACAAGUAGAAAAGUGAUGGGUGGUAUCACCUUCUUAACAUGCAAGCAUGUAAGGAUGCGGGUUGCUCUUCUCCUGGUAUGUAAACGAAAGUUAUGCUGGGGGUAGCGCUUAAGAAGACUGGCAUCACUCUCAGAGAGAGAAGGUGAAGGAGAAAGUAUCUCUGUUGGUGAUAUAUCUGUUGGUUAUAUCUUCAACUGUGUUCAAAACUAAUAGCUGUGAUACUAUAGAGGUAGCGUUAACUACGAAUCCACUUAUAGCAUUGGUGUUUUGGCUUAAUAUUUAUCCGCUUCUCUUUCAUCUGACAGGUUGUGUUUGAGGGUGUUGUUGGUAGGGGCUACCUUUCAGACAUUGCUAUCGAUGAGAUCAAGACAGAAACCUGUGGGGGAGAGGGAGGAGGUGACGGAAGUAAGUACCCUCAAUCCCGCUUUCUUUCAUGUCUAGAAAUUACAAAAACAGCCAAACAUUAUGAAUGUAUAACAAAUUUCAUACGUCGCUUUCAUCAACAGCUGUUCCACCACCUUCACAACCAAGCACUACAACAAAAGCGCCAGAGACACCGCUUCCUCCUUUCGGUAAGUUACCAAGAAAUUUGCACCCAAAAUUCUGCACGCUACUCCAUCAGCGGAGGUCGCUAGGACAUUAAGCACCAGCUCAUCUCUUAGAUAAGACUCUGCCCAAAAUCAGAUGCAAAUGUUAUUUUGUUAGGUAAUUGUGGCAUUCGUCCCUCUACAAGAAUUGUUGGUGGUGUGGACUCAUCUCCUGGAGACUGGCCAUGGCAGGCCAUGUUGACGUCAUCUCCAAAUGGUUACGUGUUCUGUGGUGGAUCAUUGGUUGCUCCUCAGUGGCUAGUUACAGCUAGUCAUUGUGUUAAAGGAACUUCGGCAGGCUCCAUUUACGUUCGGUAUAAGUCAUUCAUUUUAUCUAUUUCUAGCUUAAAUAUUGAGCACCCUUUACCUUCAAUCUGGUACUCUGUUAUGUAUAUGUACAUCACCUAAUGCCUACAUCAAUAUAUAUUAUGGAUAUAAGCGGGUUAAAAUGAAGUUUAUUCGGUCCGUACUUAGCCAUAUCUAGAGACUGUAAUCUCACCAAGCAAGAAAUUCUGACAAAGGAAAAGCCCAAUAACAAUCCUCACGAGACAAGAUUUUCAUUCAAUUUUUUCAUUCGUGACGACCGCUCUUGUUGGUAAACCAUUUCUAAAUGUCCUAGUUUAUUUUACUUUCUGUAACAGCUUUAUUGCAGUUUUUGCUCAUGGGAGCUCGGUCUUGACGCGUGGAUAAAUCCACCUCGUCAGUUGGUAUGCCAUGGUCCAGGUAGUAUCCGGUGACUUAAACUUUAAAUUGCACUAUAAUUAGGGGUUUAUAGUCAGGGCACUUUGCACUUCUAUUAUGUUAAUAUUCUUUUUCCUUUCUGAAAGACUUGGCGCCCAUAAAAGAACAGACACUGUGGGUACAGAACAAGACUUCAGAGUAACUAAAGUGAUCAUGCACCCCUUUUAUCACAAACCCAUUGGUAUGAGCCAUGACAUUGCCCUUCUCAAACUGGACCGACCGGCAGCGCUGAACAAGUAAGCUCAGUAGAAACGUAAUGCAAUCGUAGAAUAUGUUAAAUUUUCGGAAUAACAACUUGUCUAUCUAUGGCGUAAGGACUGUCAAACAGAUUUUUUUAAGAAAGUGCGAAUUGCUAAUGACUGGUUUUUGUCACUGGAUUUUACAUAAACGGGAAGUGUGGCAGGUUAGGGUGGAAAAUAGAAAACGAAACAAAAAGACAACAGAUCCAGGUGGGGACAAUUGAAACCAAGACAGCCCAAUCAAAUAUCUAUUCCACCCACCCCGAGAUUCAUUUCAGCACAUAGGUCAAUUGUUCCUAGAAAGUGGACCAUGUGGCCUAAAGUAAGGUAGCCUAAUCAGGCUCUUGAAAACAGCCACCAGUUGGCACCUAAAAAAAAUCUUAGUAAGGGUUUACACGUGUUUAAUGAUAAAUGACAAACUCGCAGACUUGCUUUUCAUGUAUUUCAACAAUAGGUUCGUCAACUUGGUAUGCCUUCCAGGAUCCGUUCCAGCUCCUGUAGAAGGCAAGAAAUGUUGGAUCACCGGCUGGGGAAGGAACAGACCCAUUGGAGGCUCCAGUCCAGUUACCUUACAACAGGCGUCGGUGCCUAUUGUUGGCAGAAACCGCUGUGAAUGGGCUUAUCUUGGACGGGUUCAUGACUCCAUGAUCUGCGCUGGUCUGGAUCGGGGCGGUAUUGAUUCCUGUCAGGGAGAUAGUGGGGGCCCGAUGGUGUGUCAGGAAGGCAGGAGAUUUUACCUUCAAGGAGUGACAAGCUGGGGUCAGGGAUGCGCUAGACCAAAUAAGUAUGGCGUAUAUGCAAGAGUGAAGUAUGUUAUGGGUUGGCUCAAAAAAGAGAUGACCAGUAAUUAG
Molecule: messenger RNA, 3455 nt
Organism: Porites lobata
Lineage: Eukaryota; Metazoa; Cnidaria; Anthozoa; Scleractinia; Poritidae
Source: the annotation of a GenBank genome assembly